Messenger RNA from Paramuricea clavata, 641 nucleotides. The record is from the annotation of a GenBank genome assembly. NCBI's taxonomy places the organism in Eukaryota, Metazoa, Cnidaria, Anthozoa, Malacalcyonacea, Plexauridae.
AUGAGAACGGCUGCAGACUCUGAUAGUGCUACAUCAGAGAGUGAUGUUGAGAAUUCGUAUAACACUGUCAACGAAGUGGAAACUGAUCCUGCGUCUCUUAAUGGUUGUUUGUGUUUGGUUUAUAAAAAUAAAAUAAAAUACGAUUCCGUGUGGUAGCUAUUUUCCCCUAACCCAUUUCUCUUACCCUCUCCCAAGUCCCGGCAAACCUUCAAAAAGGCCUUUGGGGCCACAACUAUAUAAUGUUAGGAAAUCUGUUGACAUUUAUCAUUUGACAUUAUGCCUCGGAAGUGUAAAGAUUGUCCCAUCUGCGACAAGCGAGCUUUAAAAAGAUUGGCAAACCAUUUGGCAGACGUUCAUGAACUUUCUUCCGAAGAAAGACAACCUUAUCUUAUUCGUGCUAAGCCAACAGCUUUACUCCUUUAGACUUAGAAAAUGUUUUAGCAGAGUUGUACAGAUUAAUUGGGAACAGUAAAAAGCAGUCAAAGUUGAAUAAAAGCGGGAUAAAGAAUAUACCCAUCCGUCAACCAAAAUCCUCCAGGAAGAGAGCAAAAUCGAAUACAAAACCUGCAAAGAACGUGGACAAUACAGAAAUGAAUGAUGGUUCAAAGGAGCGGUUAAAGUUAGAAACAAAAACGGGAUAA